Messenger RNA from Sitophilus oryzae (rice weevil), 3429 nucleotides. RefSeq names its product disks large homolog 5-like. Lineage: Eukaryota; Metazoa; Arthropoda; Insecta; Coleoptera; Curculionidae. The record is from RefSeq and is a predicted model, not a curated record. Gene Ontology annotation, molecular function: protein binding.
AUGAUCAAAAAGGUUCAAGAAGCUGAAGUAUCGAAAGGCAGACGCGAUUGGGCGUUCUCCGAACGAGACAAGAUCGUUUUAGAAAGAGAAAGCAUCAGAACUCUGUGCGAUAACAUGAGAAAAGAACGGGACAGAGCUGUUUCCGAACUUGCCGAAUCUCUCAGAGAAUCUGACGCCAUCAAGAAACAAAGAAACGAACUUCUCAAAGAAAACAAAGCUUUAAGGGAAGCAUUGGAAGCUCAAAUCGAAAGAGAAGGUAGAUUGUCGCAAUCGAACAUAGAAGAGCAACACGCUUGCGGUCAUACUGAAGUGAUUCAGCUUGAUUUGACCAGUUCGGACGAAGAAGCAUUAGAAUUUGCGGGUGGUAAAGAGUUUCCUGGCGAUGGCUCCGUAUACGUAGCUUCCGUGGCUCCCGGUUCUUCAGCGAUCGGUAAAUUCUUCCCCCACGACAAAAUCCUGAGGGUGAAUGACGUGGAUUGCAGCCAGGUGUCCUUGAGAAUGGUCACGGAAGCCAUCAGAUCCAGUAUGCCGGCCGCGCAUGUUCUUGUGCGCAGAACAAGGUGCGCGAGAAACGAAAUAGGUGCCACUGGGGAACAGGUCACCAAAUGGAUUCAUACCGCUCGUCUUGCACCAGGCUGUCACGGUCUGUCACUGAAAAUGGGCGUCUACAUCAACCGCAUCAGCGAAGGCAGCUUGGCCGCGACCGACAAAAGCCUGACCGUAGGCGAUAGAGUGCUCAGAAUCAACGACAAGUCCAUGGACGACAUCGAAAACGUCAGAGAAGCCAUGCAGGUGCUCAACGACGAAAGCUCUGACGUCAUCAACAUCACCACCCUGAAGAUGAGCUAUCCGGAGUGUCCGAAUGUUUUUACGCCAGUGAGGAGGAACAAAAAAGAGAACAGAAGCUCACAGACUGAGGAUUGGUUGAGUCAAGGCGACUACAAGUACAACAACCAAGAGAAGAACAGCAGUGCGUGGCUCAAAGAGAAAUUCGAACUCAUGAGGGUACCGUGGAGACACUCAAAGGAGGAUAAAAAAUACAGAAAUAGCUCGCCGAAUCCUAUAGACUUCGGUCACGAACAGGCUAUAGCCGAGUUGGACUCUGUCUUGGAGAGUUACCAUCAUAAUACAAUAAAAAGGUCUUCGGGAGGGGCAAAAAGACACCUGUCACAGCCAAAGGAGGAGAAAAAUAAUGGAGGAACUUGGCCUAAGGCUAGAGCUACAGCUGUACUAACUCCAGGUGGGGGUACCGUAGUGACACGUACCAAAGAACGACCUCCUUUAAGUUUGCUCGCGCAACCAAAAGAAACACCCGAUUACUAUCGCAAUUCCACGCCAAUGCCGCUGUCUUUAGCGCCACAAAAUUCGUCAACGUCCAACCGGCAUUCGGUUUACAAAAGCGUGGACACGAGCCACCAUUUCGGCAUGGCCACUGACAGCUUCGAAAUUGUCAAAUGCGGUAACGGAUCGUCCAACAGGCACAGCGCUAACAUGAACUCGGGCAACAGUCUGGACAUGCCCGUGCAAAGGCUGUACGAGAAAGAAACCUUGCCGUAUUACAAGAAGAACAGUCGUUUAGGGAUAGCAAAAUAUGGUUCAGACUCUGAAAGGGACAGUCUGAUAAGCACCGAUCUCGGUCCAACUCAUUCGAGGGGUCCCAGUCAGUUGUUUGUACCGAAUAGGGUUCAUUACCCCUACCAUCCUCAUCCUCAUCCCCAUAUCAAUCAUUCUAGGGAGAGUUUCAGCUUUGAACCGUACCAACACAAUCACAGUCCUUCGGUGGAUACCGGUAGCAGAAGACCGCCCGAUCUGCUUGAGACAGGGGGUACAUUUCCGAGAAAGAGGAGAUUUCGCGUACCUUCCAACCCUAGUGUUACUUCCAAGGUGAGUACCGGAAGUAUAGAAAGAGGAAGCUCGGAAAGGGGUAGUCCCAUGCCGAUUUUUCACGUGGAGGUCCUCAGUAGUCCCGGGGACCACUCCUCCCAAGUGAACGGGCCCAAAGACUACUGUCCGUGGGGACACAAACCUCUGCCUGGCGAGCUACGGAGAGUCCACAUAGAUAAAUCCAACGAACCUUUGGGCAUCCAAAUCGCUGAUACCGGCGGUAUUUUCGUGUCGACUGUUACCGAGGGUAGUCUGGCUAGUAGGGUGGGGCUACAGAUCGGCGACCAGCUGUUGGAAGUGUGCGGAAUCAACAUGCGCAACGCCACCUACAAUUUGGCAGCGAACGUACUGAGACAGUGCGGAAAUUCCAUUACUAUGCUGGUCCAGUACAGUCCUGAUAAAUACCACGAGGUGGGUGGUGGUACCGAAUCUCUCUCUGGUACUUCUUCGAACGAAGACGACGAAGAUGAAGACGACGAGGAGGGUGAGGGUGAUGCCACGCCCUGUAAUUCGCCCAAAGAAGUGAGAAAAAGUUCCUCCCUGCAAAACAAGCCUUCUUCGUUGAUUGUGAUGCAAAGACAGGCCGGAGUAUCGAACAUAGGAAAGGAACAGUGGAGGGAACCCAGGUAUCUCCUGCAUUAGAAACGUUAGAAAACGUCAACAUUUAGAAUUUCUUUGGUGGGAGGCAACGCAGCUGGUAUAUUCAUCCACUCAGUCCAACCUGACUCCUUGGCCUAUCACGCUGGUCUCAGAACAGGAGAUCAGAUCUUGGAAUACAACGGUAGCGACCUCAGAUCGGCUACGGCAGAGGAAGCAGCGUAUGAACUGGCUAAACCAGCCGAUAAAGUGACAGUUCUGGCACAUUACAGAAUCGAAAAAUACAACGAAAUCAAGGAUAAACCUGGUGACAGUCUCUACGUUCGAUGCUGUUUUGACAGAGGCGGUAAUGACGUCACUGAACCUCCUCAGCUGUCCUUUUGUAAGGACGACGUGCUCUACGUGGACAACACUAUGUUCAAUGGCGUUCCUGGACAGUGGCGUGCAUGGAAGCUUGAUGGCGAGGGGCACAGACAGCAAUGUGGCGUCAUACCCAGCAAAUACAAGGUUGAAGAGGAAAUGUUACUGCGCAGAGGAGCCGGAGACGCUCUGGAAGGUCGUACCGCCACCACGGCUCGAAGGAGCUUCUUCCGACGAAAAAAGCACCAAAGAGGAGGCAGUGGCUCCUCUGGAUUAGGCUCUUCCAGCUCAAGGGACUCCAGAGAACUGGCAUCUAAAUAUUAUUUUUUAGAUAGAAUUUGAAAUAUAUUGAAUAUUUAUUUGUUAAUUCAGGUUCUCUCCGAAUCUAUCCCAAUGUCGUACCAGCGCGUCGAAAGGCUGCAGUUUCCAGAAUUUCGACCGGUUUUAGUCCUGGGACCGUUAGCUGAAUGCGUUGCUGAUAAAUUAGUCAGUGAUUUCCCGGAAAAAUUCCAAGAGCCACUAAAUAGGAGAUGCACUCAAGCCCAACUAGACCGGUAUGAAUAUCUAUAUUUCCUUCAUUAUCUAUAA